AUGUUAUCAGAAGAGAUAGAACCAUCACUGGAAGAAUCUGAAAUCCCUGUCAUAGGGAAGAGGAGGGAGGGGGGAGGGGGGGAAGUAGUGGAAAAGUUUGAAAUUUUGGAAAGUUCCGAAGUUUCGUCUCACACCUCAAUGCUCACCCACAGCACUGAGCAAGACAUUGAGUUAUCAGGUGUCACCAACCUAAGCUGGCUCAAGGCAUGCUUAGGCAUACAUAACCCCUUAUGCCUGAUGCAGUCUUUCAACCGCCCCAACCUGUACUAUGUAGUACAGCCUAAACCGUCUAUGAAAAAGAAAGUGGUUCAAGCCAUCACUGGUUUCAUCAAGUCACAGCACGCUACCCAUACUAGCAUUGUGUAUGGCUUCUUGAAGUUGGAGUGUGAGGAACUUGCUGAGCAACAUGACUAUGACUUAUCUGCCAAAUAUUACCGUGCCAGUAUGGGCUCACCAGAGUGCAGCACCACUCAAGAUCCAUUAUCCACUCAACUUGAGGCUCGAGGUGUGGCAGCAUCCUGGAAAGCAGCUCGAAGAUUCAUGUAG
Messenger RNA from Suillus discolor, 546 nucleotides. RefSeq lists its product as uncharacterized. Lineage: Eukaryota; Fungi; Basidiomycota; Agaricomycetes; Boletales; Suillaceae. The record is from RefSeq and is a predicted model, not a curated record. The transcript is spliced from 6 exons. The coding region runs from base 1 to 546 and encodes 181 amino acids.